AGGGUCCCUGGGAAUUGUAGUUCUCUGUCCUGGUCUCUGGGGCGAGUUCGCCUCCUGCGCUGUGUCUUCUGUCCGUAAGGCAGCGGAACAUGGCCGGAAGCUGGCUGCGGGCGGCCCCGCGGACUCUGCUGCGACUCGCGGCCCCCGGCGCCCACGUCCCGGGCAGAGGCUGGACAUGUACCUUCAACACAGCUGCCCAGAGUAGUGCUGGAGAGGACUGCGGCUCUUCUGAGCCUCCUGCUGAGCCAGACCCCUUAUUGGCCGAAGAAGCUCUGGAACACAAAGCCCUUAGACUGCAGAAGGAAGUCCAGGAUUUAACUGAAAGAUACCAGCAAGCUCUAGCUGAUUCUGAACACGUACGGAGGCGCACACAGAAAUUUGUGGAAGACGCCAAGAUAUUUGGGAUCCAGAGUUUCUGCAAAGAUUUGGUAGAGAUCGCAGAUAUCUUGGAGAGCGCCACCAAGCAUAGCUCUGGGGAAGUGGAGCCGGGGGACCAGAAGCCAACCCUCAAGAAGGUCUUCGAAGGACUCUCUCUCCUCCAGGCUAAGCUGCAGAGUGUGUUUGCUAAGCAUGGCCUGGAGAAAAUGACCCCCCUUGGGGACAAGUAUGACCCAUAUGACCAUGAGAUCGUUUGUCACAUACCAGCUGAUGGAGUGCAGCCAGGCACGGUGACACUUGUCACCCAGGAUGGCUACAAACUUCAUGGGCGAACCAUCAGACCUGCCCAAGUGGGCGUGGCUGUUGAGACACAGGAAUGAUGGGGUCUGGGACCAGGGUAAAUUAACAUUCGUCUUGCACAGAACACAGCUCCUUGGGUUUCCUUUAUUUAUUACACAGAUUUGUAUUGUAAUUGGGAUAUUUUGCCUGAUCUAUUUUAAGUUUAAUCUAUAUAGUGGAAAAAACAUAUUCUUGAUUUUCAUUAAGAGUCAGAAGACAUGCAUUUUCAUUUUAAUUCUGACAUGUAAAGCUCUGUGACAAUGAUGAGUCAUGUUACUUCAGAGCUAUAAAAUGAGGGGUUUACACUAAACAAUUUCUAAGGUACUUUGAGUCUUUAAUCUUAUGAUCAUAUGAUUAUUAGUUCAAUAUUAUGACUUUAGUUGCUUUAAUGUAACCUUUCCUUUGACUUCAUCAGAAGCCCUGUCAUUGGCCUUCUUUAAAAUGUAUGUUGGAGAAAGUUAUUUAUUAAUAAUGGUACCCUGGUGUCUUUUAGGUGGAAAGAUAAAACAAAGUAUACUAUGGUAUGUGUUUAUAAUUGAUUUUAAUUCUGUGAUAUGUUCCACUCCCACCCUUUCCCACUUCCCUAUAUUCCUUAAUAGCAAUUCAGAAUUACCUUAAUAGAAAGUAUACUGGGCCAGGAA
Molecule: messenger RNA, 1358 nt
Organism: Phascolarctos cinereus (koala)
Lineage: Eukaryota; Metazoa; Chordata; Mammalia; Diprotodontia; Phascolarctidae
Gene: GRPEL2
Product: GrpE like 2, mitochondrial
Biological process (GO): protein import into mitochondrial matrix; protein folding
Cellular component (GO): PAM complex, Tim23 associated import motor
Molecular function (GO): protein-folding chaperone binding; adenyl-nucleotide exchange factor activity; protein homodimerization activity
Source: RefSeq, a predicted model, not a curated record